AUGUCAAGUAGCCCAGCUGGUGGUGACAGUCAUUUACCUGAAUCAAGUUCACAUACGAGUCCAGUUUAUGCGCCACCAUUAAUCCAGCAUCAACCAUUUCAACCACAAUUUCAACCACCAAACGAUAUGAGUUCCGUACAACAACGACAGCUACAAUAUCAACCACAAUUUUAUCCUCAACACGUACAAGGACCGCAGCCGCCGCAACAUAUGCAAUGGUAUCAAACACAAGUGCCACAACGAUAUACCCCUGUGCCUCAGUAUCCCCAAUCUCCUCCAUUUCCUCAUGAACAGUUGACAUUACAUCACUCGCAAUCGCAAUUUCAGCGACCUGUUGCAACUUCAGAACAGCAACAACAACUACAGCAACACCAACAGUAUGAGCAGUACGGGACUUUGAGUGCCCCUUCAAACGUAUCAUCAUCAGUAAAUACAAAUGUCGAUUCAAUAAGUUUGCACGCGGAAAACACACUCCACACACUGAAUUCUAGUGACACGCUAAAUCAAUUGGAGAGCACUAGCGCUAGCUCCUUGCAUACCCGGGGCCAGUCUCUGGCAUUGGAAAACAAUCAAGACGUGUCGUCAACUUCCAUUUCGGCAUCUGCUACUCAUCUUUACAGUGCACAAACGCACAAUUACAUUACCACAACGGGUCGCAGUUCAAUUUCCUCAGUUUCCAAUCCAAGCAUGUCUUCCAUCACUGGUUUGCAGCGACCGCCUCAACCAAAGCCAGAAACUAUUUAUCUUCAAUCACAACCAUACAGCAAAGAGGGGUCUCAGAUACUGCAGGACCCUUCUUAUUCGAUGCAAACUUCUGACCAAUUCCACCAACCACAUCUGCAGCUGAUGCCGCAACUAACGUCGCAUCCCCAACAAUUCCAAGGCCAACAACAACAACAGCAGCAGCAACAACAACAACAACAACACCACCACCACCACCAGCAGCAUCAACAUCAACAUCACCAGAAGCAAGAGCACCAGCAGCAACAAUUAUACAAUCGCCCCCCAUUACCAUUUGCACCCACACCAUUAACAGCCAUUCCAUCUCAGCACGCAAUAGAUGUUGCCGAGUACCCCGACAUGACAACAUACGUCAACUCAAACAUCAAUUCAGCACACAUCCCACUAGUUGAAGCCAAAUUUGUUGACCAUCGAGUAUGUGAAAUCUGCGGCAAGAGAAUCACACGCGACAUGUCACGGCACAUGCGUACACAUCAGUUAGAGUCACGAUUCACUUGUGAAUUUCCCAAGCUGCAAUGUCGUCAUAAACUGGGCAAGUUCAAUCGCCCUUAUGAUUACAAAAAGCAUUUGCUCAAUCGUCAUUUCAAUUUUGAUUAUCCAGAAGUGAAGAAGAUGCAUAACUUGAGUGAUAAAUUGUCGCACUGGGGUACGUGUCCUUGUGGGUUAAGGUUUACUGGAGAGACGUGGUUGGAGGAGCAUAUUCUUACGACAGAGACGUCCAAGAGAUGUUUAAUGUUGGAAACUAGGUGA
Molecule: messenger RNA, 1491 nt
Organism: Lodderomyces theae
Lineage: Eukaryota; Fungi; Ascomycota; Pichiomycetes; Serinales; Debaryomycetaceae
Exons: 1
Coding region: 1-1491 (496 amino acids)
Source: RefSeq, a predicted model, not a curated record